Molecule: messenger RNA, 442 nt
Organism: Mycotypha africana
Lineage: Eukaryota; Fungi; Mucoromycota; Mucoromycetes; Mucorales; Mycotyphaceae
Product: 60S ribosomal protein L39
Exons: 3
Coding region: 25-180 (51 amino acids)
Biological process (GO): translation
Cellular component (GO): ribosome; cytosolic large ribosomal subunit
Molecular function (GO): structural constituent of ribosome
Source: RefSeq, a predicted model, not a curated record
UACGCAUUAUACUUGCUUGUCGAAAUGCCUUCCCAAAAGUCUUUCAUCACCAAGGUUAAGCUUGGCAAGGCCAAGAAGCAAAAUCGUCCUUUGCCUCACUGGUUCCGUCUUAAGUCUGAUACCAAGAUUCGUUGGAACUCCAAGAGACGUAACUGGCGUCACACCAAGUUGAACAUCUAAACUCAUCACCUUGUUAUGCAUUCUUAUGUUCAGCUUUUCAACACAUUGUCGAACACUCACGUUUUCUACAGUAAAUUGCUUUGAUUUCUUCAAUUGCAUUUAAUUUAUUAAUCGGUUGGAGGAAGUAAUAAAGAAUACAAGAGUUUCUUGUUUAUUUCGUCAAGCAAAAAGCCAACAAUAGCAACGUUUAAAUUUUUGUCUACGAUGGUAUACCUUUGAUUUUUUUUUUGAACAUUUAAAUCUGUACAAGACGUCGGCAAAC